Messenger RNA from Mytilus trossulus (common blue mussel), 1818 nucleotides. Its product is annotated as BTB/POZ domain-containing protein 3-like. The transcript has 3 exons. Lineage: Eukaryota; Metazoa; Mollusca; Bivalvia; Mytilida; Mytilidae. Gene Ontology annotation, biological process: neurogenesis. The record is from RefSeq and is a predicted model, not a curated record. The coding region runs from base 155 to 1432 and encodes 425 amino acids. Gene Ontology annotation, cellular component: cytosol. Gene Ontology annotation, molecular function: protein binding.
CAAAACAUGACAGUGAUCGACAGUGCAAGAGUUGACGAGCACUAUCGGGGGCCUCCAGUUUAUUAAAGUUGAUCACAUGAUAUUCAGAUUUCAGUUGUUGAUCACGUGGCACUGUUAGGAUAUAUAAGGAUUUGAAAUUGAAAGUAGAAAAAAGAUGGCUGUUCAAAAGACAGAUCUUUCCGAAUGGAUGGAAAAUAAAACAUUACCCGAAUGUAUGAUGUAUAUGUUGAAGAAUGAAAUUUUAUGUGAUGUGACGUUUCUUGUUGGUGAAGAUUGCAAACCCAUCAAAGCACAUAGAUACAUGUUGUGUAGCCGCAGCCAGGUUUUCCAUACAAUGUUCCAGGGGUCAAUGCCGGACGAUAUAAAUGUUCCUGAUCUUGAUGAGAAUACAUUCGAUUUGGUAUUGAAAUACAUUUACAGUGACGAAAUUGAGAUAACAUGGGAAAAUUUAAGUGAUGUAUUGUAUGCAGCCGACAAGUACAUGCUUUCAAGAGUUAAACAGAAGUGUUCAGAUCUUUUAAAAACGACUGCACAUUCGUCUGAUGCAGUUGUUGCCCUUUCAAUUGCUGCACAAUUCCAUCUUGAAGGGCUUCAACGAGAAAGUUUGCAGUUUAUCGAAAAUAACACGAGCGCAUGUCUAGCAUCUGUCCAUGCAAACAACCUCUCGAAAGAAUGUGUAGAAAUUAUAAUACAGUCCGACUAUUUAACGUGUACGGAGACGGAUAUCUGUAAGUUUUUCUUAACUUGGACUGACAAAUGCAUUGAAACAGCACACUUAGAAAGAAAUCCCGAAAAUCUAAGAAGCGUCGUAGGUAAUCUCUUAUAUCUAGUUCGGUUUCCAUUAGUGGACAAAAAAUAUUUUUCUCAGUUUGUGUCUCAUACUGGUAUCUUAACUCUUCCAGAAAUUGUGAAUGUUUUUCGAUCGCACUAUGGAGAAAAAAGUGAUUUGUUUGUAGAAAAAACAAGGGUGCCACUGUCAAAAAGGGUGACACAUACUUUUACUCGACAUGCAACUCGCCGUCACGGUUGGACUGCACGAGGUGUAGAUGCUCUUAGUAUUGAGUCGGAUAAAAACAUACGGAUAAAUGAAGUCACUAUUUUUGGACCAACAGCAGAAAUAUUAUCCAAUCUUCGGUCAUUUGAGUUUGAGAUUUUAAACGAGAAGAACAUACGUAUUUAUUCUUCGAGCCUCAACCUACCAUUAGAAGCUACAACAAGCAAGAAAUAUACUUUUGGACCAGUACUAAUAGAGGCAAACAAAUCACACACUCUGCUGUUAAAGGACAUCAAAGUAAAAACAUAUUAUGGAGUCAAAUGCAAGACUUCCUUUACAGCAAACAGUACAACAGUUACAGUGAAAAAUUCAACAAUGUGUACCACUGGAACAAACACAGAACAAGGACAAUUUGCAGGAAUUUUCUUCAUUUCCUAAUUUACAAUCAUGACAUUUAAGGUGGUACCUAACACUACAGGGAGAUAACUCUGUAAAAUCAGCUAAACGUUUUAAUUACGUUGUGUUGUAUAGGGAAUAUUAAGCUACUCAAUGAUCAAAAUUGGUGUUUGUCAAAACUGCUAUAUAACCAGUGUAUUUUUUCUGACAAAACGGUUGGUUCAAAUUUUUUGAUUCUUUUUAUAUUUUUGUCAAAGGGUCAAAGUAAAUACUUUGUCAAAAUUUUAAGAAAAUUAAACGAGCCAAAUUAAUUUUAGUUAAAGUGUUAGGUACUACCUUAAUUUACAAUCAUGACAUUUAAAUUUAGAUACCAAAAUAUAUCACGAUUUCCUACAAGAGAAAGUAGUUAUAAGGAGGAAUUCGAAAUG